Drosophila sulfurigaster albostrigata is the source of this 1538-nucleotide messenger RNA. It is a transcript of the gene Spec2, whose product is annotated as CDC42 small effector protein homolog. Gene Ontology annotation, cellular component: plasma membrane. Gene Ontology annotation, molecular function: small GTPase binding. The record is from RefSeq and is a predicted model, not a curated record. NCBI's taxonomy places the organism in Eukaryota, Metazoa, Arthropoda, Insecta, Diptera, Drosophilidae. The transcript is spliced from 3 exons. Gene Ontology annotation, biological process: regulation of Rho protein signal transduction. Bases 199 to 546 code for a protein of 115 amino acids.
AAUUAACUGGUCCCAAAAUAAAAAAAAACCCAAAAUCAACGAGAUCAUCAUCGAUUCAGUCAUAAAAGCACAACACAGCAGAAGCAGUAACGUCGACACGUUUCUGUUGCCGACAGGAAAAAGUCAACACCUUAUAAGGAAAGCGCGUGAUUCGCGCAGAAAGACUUCAAUCUGGCCGGAAACGGCAGUGUCAAUCCCAUGAGCACCACCGGAAUCACGGGCAUCAUUUAUAACAAUCCACGCAAUAAUAAGACUGAAAAGCCGCUGUCGGGAAAAGUAGCACAAAAAAUGGCAUCCACUGGCGAGAUUUGGCUGCAAUGGUUCUCCUGCUGUUUCCAACAGCAGCGAUCCCCCUCACGCCGUCCCCAUCAACGCCUGCGCAUCGAUCGCUCCAUGAUCGGCAACCCUACAAACUUUGUGCAUACUGGGCACAUUGGAUCUGCCGAUGUAGAGUUAUCCGCCAACCGGCUCAAUGCGAUCUCAACCCAAAUGCAGAGCAAGGGCGGCUACGAAACAAACUCGAUACAUUCGCUGCAUGCCUGCUGAUGAAGGAACUUUUCUACAACAUGGCUACCAAAUGCAUUUUGUGCAAUUUUCUUAAACAAAAACGACGAGAACAACAACAACUACAUCAACAAGAACCAUAUUCAUAAUUCUUUGUUAAACGCGAGCGUGUUAUCAGGGUGACUAAAAGAGAAAAAUGCAUAUAGAGUAGCAGAAGGUAUUGGGGCAAAGGCGGGGACGUGAGGAGAGGGGAAACAGCAUUUAUGGGAGCCACACACCAACCACAACAGUAAAUGUGAAUUGUGAAUAAUAUAAGCGGACAAUGGACUCCAUGUGAGUUUGCAUGUCAGAGUGUGUGUGUGUGCGGGUGUGUGUGUGUAUGCGUGCCUGAGUAUGAAUGUAUUUGUGCUACUAAUCAAAAGAGAGAUGAAAUUCGAAUUCGGCCUGUAUUAAUACAUGACAUGUGUAGCCAAACUUCAGAAGCAUUUGUGAGUAUUAUAUAGAUGAAAAAUCGCAAAAGAUGACUGCAGAUCGUCAUACAUUGUAUAUGCAUACAGAGAACGAGCGAACCUGUUGUGAAUCAGUUAGUCAGUCAGUCAUGUACUUAAUGCAAUCAGAUAACAUUGAUGAUUAAACCCCAAAUAUUAUAUCGAAUUGCACAAACAACAAAAAUUUUAGAGAACAGAACUGCCUUACUACGCAUUUUCUCACCCUCCACACACAUCUAAUAAAUCCGAUCCACAUACAUAACACAUGUACUAUAUAUGUACAUACAUGUAUGUGAAUAUAUCGUAUGUAUGUACGUCUACCUAGAAAAGCAAUUUUACAGAGCUGAUUUAGCAUUUAUAGAGUGUUAUUUAAGAAUUGACAACAAAUUGUCGCACAAUCAUUUUUUCAAAGAUAUGACUAAACCCGUCAAAGUGAAUAAUUUAAUUGUUUACGAGAACAGUAUGCAAUAACUUCAUUUUUAGAUGCGUAUACAUAAUAACAUAUAUUUAUAGAACCCAAAACCAAUAAAAAAUGCAAAUGUAGAA